Molecule: messenger RNA, 2346 nt
Organism: Odobenus rosmarus divergens (Pacific walrus)
Lineage: Eukaryota; Metazoa; Chordata; Mammalia; Carnivora; Odobenidae
Gene: DNAJB4
Product: DnaJ (Hsp40) homolog, subfamily B, member 4
Exons: 3
Coding region: 269-1282 (337 amino acids)
Cellular component (GO): cytosol
Molecular function (GO): protein-folding chaperone binding
Source: RefSeq, a predicted model, not a curated record
ACAGAGACACGUAGUGAAAAUGGGAGGAUCUAGAAGGAGGCUGUCUCCUGUGUAGUGUAUAUUUAUCUGUAAGUGAGCCUUUGGGGAAGGAAUUAAAUACAGAGACGCGGUUUGCUUGCUGCCUUAAGACAGUGAAGCUGAAUUGCUGAUUUGCUUUAACUUUUAAAAUACCCAGCUUGGUUUAUUUUUCUUAGAAUCGUACUGCUAAGCCUGGGGACGCUGUUUUCUUUCACAAAGGGAAAUCUAAGUUCAUUUCAAAGCAUUCGAAAUGGGGAAAGACUAUUAUUGCAUUUUGGGAAUUGAAAAAGGAGCUUCAGAUGAAGAUAUUAAAAAGGCUUACCGAAAACAAGCCCUCAAAUUUCAUCCGGACAAGAACAAAUCUCCUCAAGCAGAGGAAAAAUUUAAAGAGGUCGCAGAAGCUUAUGAAGUAUUGAGUGAUCCUAAAAAGAGAGAAAUAUAUGAUCAGUUUGGGGAGGAAGGGUUGAAAGGAGGAGCAGGAGGUACUGAUGGACAAGGGGGUACCUUCCGGUACACUUUUCAUGGCGAUCCUCAUGCCACAUUUGCAGCAUUUUUUGGAGGUUCCAACCCCUUUGAAAUUUUCUUUGGAAGACGGAUGGCUGGUGGUAGAGAUUCUGAUGAAAUGGAAGUAGAUGGAGAUCCUUUUAGUGCCUUUGGAUUCAGCAUGAAUGGAUAUCCGAGAGACAGAAAUUCUGUGGGGCCAUCCCGCAUCAAACAAGAUCCUCCAGUUAUUCACGAACUUAGAGUAUCACUUGAAGAAAUAUAUACUGGUUGUACCAAACGGAUGAAGAUUUCUCGAAAAAGGUUAAAUCCUGAUGGAAGGAGUUAUAGAUCUGAGGACAAAAUUCUCACCAUUGAGAUUAAAAAAGGGUGGAAAGAAGGCACCAAAAUUACUUUUCCAAGGGAAGGAGAUGAAACACCAACUAGUAUCCCAGCAGACAUUGUUUUUAUCAUUAAAGAUAAAGAUCACCCAAAAUUUAAAAGGGAUGGAUCAAAUAUAAUUUACACUGCUAAAAUUAGUUUACGAGAGGCAUUGUGUGGCUGCUCAGUUAAUGUGCCAACAAUGGAUGGAAGAACCAUACCUAUGUCAAUAAAUGAUAUUGUGAAGCCUGGAAUGAGGAGAAGAAUUAUUGGAUAUGGGCUGCCGUUUCCAAAAAAUCCUGACCAGCGUGGCGACCUUCUAAUAGAAUUUGACGUGUCCUUCCCAGAUACUAUAUCCUCAUCAUCCAAAGAAGUACUUAGGAAACAUCUUCCUGCCUCGUAGGAUGAAAAACUUUGUUACCCAUAUUUUGAUAAGGCACUGAAAAUAUAAAAGGACUGGCAGUUUACUGAUGUAGAUGUGAAUUCUGUAUAAAGAUGUGUAAAUUAUUUUGAGGAUUCAUUAAAUUGCAUGAAUAGAGACGGGUCAAAUAAAUAGGCAAAAGGGAUUUUUACAGUUAGAGAUGAAGAAACAACCAUUCACUGUAUUUUAUUUCAUUUCUCCCAAAUCAGAAAUUUUUUAGUAUUUUGCUUACAUGUAAAAUUUGUUUUGUGGAGUUAGUAGAUAUAUUUCUAAUAAAGUACUAGACUAUCCAAGUACUUUAUUUCUUUUAUCUUUACAUUAUCAGUAUGAUAGUUUCUCAUUUAUAAUGGAAAUUUAAGUUCUUAACUAACCUACAUAUGUGAUAUGUAUUUCUAGAAAAUAAAAAUCCAAGUCAUUUGGAAAUGUGGUUAACUAGAUUUAAAUCUCCAUCUGAAAUGCUGCUAUAGGGCUGGGACCCAUAAAAGAAUAUCCUAAUGCAUAUGUUUUGAUUUUUAAAGUAUGCUAUAGCAUUUCCUACUAACAUGGUUGUAAUGUUCUUAAGGCAGACCUUUUCAUCAUAGAAAGGAAAUUAAUGGCAAUUUAUCUCCUGUGGAAAUCCCAAUUGCCUGAAUUACUGAUAUUUUAGAAAUAGGCUGUUUUUAAAAUGCCAUAUGUAAUUUUAUGCAAGUUGACUAUAUAUCUUGGACUUAAUAAAUUAUAGGCACAUUUUAUUGUCCACUAGUUUAAAAUAAUUUGUUUAAUAAUGUGUUUUUAGAGGGAAUAUUGUUACUUAGAAUUAAUUUUCCAAUUACACAGUCUUCUAUUACUUACUCAUCAUAUGCUAUAUGUAUCUUAUGCAAUUUCCCUAAAAAGAAUAAACUACCACUAUGGUGUUAAACCAAAAUAUGGGGAAAAUAAACACUAACUGCUGCUUAUGAAUGAUGUUGCUACUACUUGUUAUGCAUAUAAAUAUUUUACUUUUUCAUAUGUAUAGACUGCAUUUCUUAGGUGUUUUAAUUUUUUAAAUAUAUUUACGUUUAAAAAAU